Molecule: messenger RNA, 1373 nt
Organism: Mustela erminea (ermine)
Lineage: Eukaryota; Metazoa; Chordata; Mammalia; Carnivora; Mustelidae
Gene: TMEM42
Product: transmembrane protein 42
Exons: 3
Coding region: 392-871 (159 amino acids)
Source: RefSeq, a predicted model, not a curated record
AGGUGCCGGUGAAUCCCCUGGGGCUCUUGUUGAAAUGCACAUUCUGAUCAACGGGUCUUGGGCGGGCCCGGGACUCCGCAUUUUUAACCAAUUCCUGGCCCACACCCAGUGGCAAAGACUGACACUGCCGGGACCCGGAGUGUUGUUCUACAGCAGCAACCACAGCGGCUUCCGACCGCAGCCACGGACAGCUCCCGGGUCAACCUACUGAGGCCAACGGCCGCCGCACGGAGGUCCCCGGGGCUCAGUCCCGCCCCUCCGAGGCCCUCGCCGCGCCCGGAAUUUGACUCCCUGCUCACGUGGGCGCCGCGUCACGUGAGGCCGCCGCCCAAUCGCGGCGCGCGUUCUGUCCUGCUGGUGGCGGGCGCGGGGAGAAGUGGCGGGGGGCACCAUGGCCGAGGGGCCGCAGUCCCCCGGCGGUGCCGUGUGCCCGACCGCCUACCCCGACGCCCCCGCGGAAUUCCCCCCUCACCUCCAGGCCGGCGCGAUGCGGCGCCGCUUCUGGGGAGUGUUCAACUGCCUGUGCGCCGGCGCGUUCGGGGCCCUGGCCGCCGCCUCCGCCAAGCUGGCCUUCGGCAGCGAGGUGAACAUGGCCUUCUGCAUCUUAGGCGUCAUCAUGAUGGCGACCACCAAUUCUCUGAUGUGGACGUUCUUUAGCCGGGGCCUCAGUUUCUCCAUGUCUUCGGCCAUUGCGUCUGUCACGGUGACAUUUUCAAACAUCCUCAGCUCGGCCUUCCUGGGCUUUGUGUUGUAUGGAGAGUGCCAGGAGGUCUUGUGGUGGGGAGGCGUGUUCCUCAUCCUCUGCGGACUCAGCCUGAUCCACAGGAAGCUGCCCCCCAGCGGGAAGGCCGCCGAACGCAAGCAGCAGUAACAGCAGGUGCCGGGGGGACCCGCCAGAGAGACAGCACAGCGGCCCGGGUGCGGGAUGGCGUGUGGGGACCACCUCCCGGGCCUUCUGACCAUCGGCCAGGUGGAGAUGUUCCUGAGGGAAAUGGGCCCCUGACCCAGCAGGCUCGAGGGUGGCCCGCCGCAGCUUCUGGAAGGGGAAGGACAGGCGCACGCGUGUUCGGCCUGAAGCCUUCUCGAUACACAUGGGUGGUGCUUUCAAUGCUCACAACCCUGACCCCCACCCCAGCGCCCCGUGGCAGACGCUGGAGACCCCGGGGUCGGUCUGUGGGGUGUCGGGCCUCGAGACCGCGCUGUAAUUGCAAUCCUGUGGCCGGACGGAGGGUCGGCAGGUGACACUGGGGUGCGUUCCGGGGGAGCUUUCCGACACCUCCACGCGGCUGGACCGGGGUACCUGCGUCAUGCUUCUGCAGUUCAGCGAGGGAAGGGAAGCUGGAUUAAUAAAUCUUUUGGUUUGUAAGUGAAAA